CUUCCUUCUUUGUCAAGGGCACUGGAAACUGCAUGAAACCUAGCAGCUGUAGUCUGCACGUGUAGCCGUAAACCAGCUUAAUAAAGUAUCUAUUUUGAGCCGGACACUGGUAGAGAUGGACGGGUUCGGGUCAGACUUCUCAGCAGGAGGGUCCGGUGGUAAAAUUGACACCGGGACCAUCAUGGAGCAGGUUAAAGUCCAAAUAGCGGUGGCUAACGCUCAGGAGCUCCUGCAGAGAAUGACUGAUAAAUGCUUCAAGAAGUGUAUAGGAAAGCCUGGAAGCUCAUUGGACAAUUCUGAACAGAAAUGCAUAGCCAUGUGCAUGGACAGAUAUAUGGACGCCUGGAACACUGUGUCCAGAACAUACAACUCCAGGCUGCAGAGAGAACGAGCUCGAAUGUGAAAAAAACUCCAAAACUCGCUACCUCCUUCUCUUUGUCGGGUCGCUGCUGCACUGUGAGGACAAGGCACAGUGCAGCACUGGAGCAGAUGUACAACGUCGGCAGCACAACACCCCCCUGUCUUGUCACAAUUGGACAGAUGAGGCCUGUGGACUCUGACCCGUAACAGAAUCUUUGUGGACAUUUUUACUUUUACUUUUGAGGAAAUGUUUGCCAAUAAAGUUUAAUUAUUCCUGUUAUAUGUAAUAAAUGCAGUAGCAGAUGGAGCAAAGGCUGAUGUUUAACUGGGAAAAUGAUCAGAUUGGACAGAAACACUUUGCACCACCUCCUAGAACUUAUGCUUUUACACUAUAAAUCACACAUGCCACUCAAUAUCUAUGCAUCUUUUUAAUUGAUUUCCCCUCUAGUUAUGCAUUUUGCCUGCAGCUACAUCCUCCUCAGACGCUCACAAAUCUGGCUUAGACUAAGUUGGCUGACAGUUGAUGUGUUAAUAUUAUUGGAUAAAGCUGGCUAACUCCUUCAGGUGGAGAGGAUUUUACCUGAAAUCCUGUCUAAGAAUGCCACUGGGGCUCUGAGCUAAUGCAUAAACAAGCAAAACGUAUUACCUAGUUGCAAUAAACAUAAUGUGGACCUGUUGGCAACAUUAACUGUAACUUUAAAGUCUCACAGCUGACAUUCACAGCCCUCCAGCCAGCCUAUAUCAAGCUACAGCUGAAGAACAAAACAGUUUUGUCUGACAUGUUUCCUAUGUGUUACUCUAGCUGCUGCCCUUCCACAGUGGUGGGCUUGUUUCAGCCAGGCUCUGCUUCACACAGUCAGGAUACAGCACCGUUGUCAGCUCUGUGUGUGUGUAGCUGCUCUGGUGUACGGGGAAGUACAACCCAUCUGCAUAGUUUGAGUGAGAGAAGCCUGUAAGCACCGACUGCAGAGGAUUUGUGUGCAAAAAGAAAUUAUUUUAAUUGGGAAAAAAAAUAAAUCUGGUUAAUCA
Messenger RNA from Poecilia reticulata (guppy), 1389 nucleotides. It is a transcript of the gene timm13, whose product is annotated as translocase of inner mitochondrial membrane 13 homolog (yeast). The record is from RefSeq and is a predicted model, not a curated record. NCBI's taxonomy places the organism in Eukaryota, Metazoa, Chordata, Actinopteri, Cyprinodontiformes, Poeciliidae.